This is a messenger RNA of Ostreobium quekettii, 1242 nucleotides long. The record is from the annotation of a GenBank genome assembly. Lineage: Eukaryota; Viridiplantae; Chlorophyta; Ulvophyceae; Bryopsidales; Ostreobiaceae.
AUGAUUCUAAGGCUGCGAUCGAGGGAUGGGCUGGAACGGGUUGAGGUGUCAGAAGCAUCCACAGUGGCUGACCUGAAGAGGAUGAUCAGCAACAAGCUGGACAUCCCAUUGGGAGAUAUUAGAAUCUCCAAAGACUCGUCAUUGCUGCUUUCAAAGACACCAGGGGAGCAUGCAAGUCUGGGCAAGGAUGAAGCACAACUUGCAUCCUUGGGGCUUGGAAAUGGGGAUAUGUUGUUUCUCCUGUACUCUGGUGAGCGAGACGUGGAACCAGCUUACAAGAAGUCCGAGUUCGACAUUCGUGGAUUUGGACAGAAGAUGACAGUGGAAGAGAUGAUGUCGCGCCAGAUGCGGAUCGAACGACAGGAGCAUCCCAAAGUGGCAUCUGUAUCAUUCGAUCGCCAUGCUGCAAACGUGUUCCAAGCAUACGUGCGAACAGCCUUAGCAUUUUCGAUCAAGAGAGGGGCAAUACUGUAUGGCACUGUGGAUGAAGAGAACAAUGUCAGGGUCCAAUUUGUGUUUGAGCCACCUCAGGAGGGCAGCACGGAGCAGCUUCUACUGGAGCGAGGAACAGAUGAAGAGCAGAAAGCAGAUUUUGUCGCACAGCUACUGGGGUGCAAAAAGUUGGGAUGGAUAUUCUCCCAGAGCACCAAGGAACGCGACUUCAUAUUGUCUUCAGGGGAGCUAAAGCAGAUGGCAGCUAUGCAAGAUGAGCUUGGAGAGAAGUGCGUCACGGCUGUUGUGUCCUUAGACACCAGUCAACAAGGGGGCCACGUUCAUUUUGAGGCAUAUCAAUGCUCACAGCAGUGUGUGAAACUCUGGAAAGAAGGAUGGUUCGCACAAGAUCAAGAAGAGCACUGUGGGGUGAUGAAGAUGAGGAAUCCACGGGAUCCGAGUGCAAAAGCCCCUGUCAUUGUUGCUGGAAAGGAUGUGGCAGAGGUCGACAAUGACUUCUUCCUGUGCCCUGUCAAGAUCCUGGACCACCAGGGCCCGUUGUCCUGCACCUUUCCAGUUGAGAACAGGCUGCUGCCUCAAGGCAAGACGGAGCUGAAAAAGCACUUGCAGGGCCACCCCGGCAAGAGUUAUGUUGAGAAGCUCUCCGAUUUCCAUGUCCUCCUGUUUCUGGCCAAGCAGUGCCAGUUGGAUGAGUCGGACGUCGCACUGCUCUGCGAGGCGGUGCAGUGCCAAAAGCCUGUGCUGGAAGGCUAUCGCGUGAUCAUCGACUCCAUAGCAGGUAUUGACUGA